UUGGCUGUCGGCGACACGAAGGGUUUCUUAUUGGUCCUUUCCACGGGGCAUUUUCGCCUACGUCAUCAGUACCGGUUUUCUGUUGUUUACAUCUGUUUGUAGUUCAGCUAAAUUGGCCAGAUGUGCAUGUAGCCAGCUAGCUAAAGAUGUACAAUAGAGUUUUUUUCCUACCGCGAGGCUGUGAUACGUUGCUCUGACGCUAAAUAUGUGAGGAAGAUUAACGGCUAGAGGAGAUUUAGCGCCUGCGUUGCAAAGAUGCCCGGCGUGUGUUGUGCUUGCGUUUCAGUUUUCAUUUGUGCCUGGAUGCUCCUCCCGACUUUGACUCCGUUCUUCACCGUCACCUGAUUACAAUAGGGAAAUUGACGCCGACCUGUUGGGGAAUUCUACUCUGACUCCUGUGGCAACAGCGCGUAACUGACUGACUGGCCACAAAGAUUUAUAACGACCAUUUAAAACAGCUGCGCGACAGAGGAACCGAAAUUUAAUGUGUUCGUUCGGCUCCACCCAAAGUGCACAAUGUUCGCCUGACUUGAGCCCUUUGGCUCAGCUUUAAGAGGGUCCGCCGGGCUGUGGAGGCGCGGGUUUUGACUGCGGCAGCCUUGGCGUCAUGUCGGACUCGGACGGGUCUCUGCCGCUGUCCAGGAGGCUCAGCUACGCGGUGGGACACUUCCUAAACGACCUGUGUGCGUCCAUGUGGUUCACGUACCUGCUGGUGUUUUACCACUCGGUGCUUGGCUUUCGCAACACAAACGCAGGCGUGCUGCUGCUGCUUGGGCAGAUAGCUGAUGCUGUCUGUACCCCUCUCAUUGGCUACGAGUUGGACAGGACCCCCGGCUUUGGAAGCUACGGCAAGAGGAAAUCAUGGCAUUUAGUUGGCACGCUGAGCGUCGUGCUGUCUUUUGCCUUCAUCUUCAACCAGUGUCUGGGUUGCGACUCCUUCACUCCUCAGUGGGCCAGCCUCACCUACUUUGUGCCGUUCAUCGUCGUCUUUCAGUUCGGCUGGGCCGCCACGCAGAUCUCCCACCUGUCCCUCAUCCCAGAGCUGGUCACCUGCGAGCACGCCAAAGUGGAGCUCACCGCCUACCGAUAUGCAUUCACGGUGAUCGCAAACAUCACGGUGUACGCUGUGGCCUACCUGCUGUUCCACAUGCAGGGCGACGCAGAUGAGGACACUCUGGGAGCGGUGGAUAUCGGCGUCUUUCGGGACCUGGCGUUCAUUGUGCUUGGCAUCGGCGCCCUGUCCUCCAUCUUGUUCCAUGUGGGAACCAAGGAGAAAAGCUCCAGAACAGCUGCCCAGUUGGAAGGAGAUGAAGUGAGAGGAAACAGGAGGAUGGAAGAUGAAGAGGGAGAGGCAGGAGAGUGCAGGCCCCUGCUCCCCCGUCACUCCUCUUCUCUUCUCCAGUGGAAGUGUUGGCUACAGCAGCCCUCCUUCUACCAGGUGGCCCUGCUCUACAUGUCUACCAGGUUAAUAGUCAACCUGUCUCAGACCUACAUCUCCAUGUAUCUCAUCAACACUCUGAGCCUGCACAAGAAGUACAUAGCGACCAUUCCGUUAGUGAUGUAUGUCAGUGGCUUCCUGUCCUCCUUCAUAAUGAAGCCCAUCAGUAAACUGAUUGGCAAAAGUCUCACUUACUUUCUGGGCCUGCUGCUGAUCAUAGUCUUCUCCUACUGGGUGCUGCUGGACGACACGAUGGACGAUCGGGUGUACGGGGCAGCCGUGCUGCUCGGGGCCGGCUCAGCCACCAUCCUGGUCAUAUCGCUUGCCAUGACCGCAGAGCUCAUCGCCGAUCAGACGCAAAGUGGAGCGUUUGUCUAUGGAGCCAUGAGCUUCACUGAUAAACUGGCUAAUGGAGUGGCUGUGAUGAUUAUACAAGCAAUGCAUCCGUGCCAUACUGUGCUGUGUUGUCCAGCCUGCAUGUGGUACUACCACUACGUCAUGGUCAUAGUGACGGGAGGCGUGGCAGUCGUUGCUGCAUUGGCCCUGUGCUCCAUCCUCAUCUGGCCUAUAAAGAUAAGACCUCGAGUCUCGGACGAUACAGCCAGAGUCAACUAGCAACCCCUCCCCCAAAUCCUUUAAAACUGACUCCGGGGAAGCAUGACAGGAAACUCUCGACAAGUCUCAUCUGGACAGCAAGAACUCUCACUUUUGGUUUUACCUAAGAUUCAGGGAAACACACGAACUAGGAAACUACAGGGAGAUUGUUAAUCCUGUAGCCUUUCAAGUCUGGACCCGCUUUUACUGUUCUGAAAACACUUGAUGUAGUAUAAUAAUUAGAUUGAGGUUAUAUUCUGCAUUGAGACUGGGCUCGACUGGUGCUCACUACUGAGGCAGUAGACAAGCAGCUGGUGCUGUGCAGUCUGUGCUGUGAGCUUUACAUGUAUCAUCCUACCGUGUGAUGAGCAGUCACAGUUUCUUCACGUCAGGCUCUUUGUGUUUUGGGUAUGAGCCUCACUGGAUGGAUGAGACGUUGUACAGAAAUUAACAGAUGCUGAAGUACAUUUAAAACCUUUACUGAGGCAGGGGAGUCGAACUGUAGAGACUCCUGCUGGUUCUGGAUGAUUUAGGAAAAGAAUCAGAUUAAAUUCAAAUCACUUGCACCUGUUUUAUCUCUGUAAUUAGACCAAAUAGAAUAUAUACAUAUAUAUGUAAUUGAGUAUAAAAUGUUUUAUUUUUAUAUUCCAAAAGUAACCUAAAUAGCACAAUGUUAUUUGCUACAAACUGAAUUUAAAGGGAUCAAACGUGUGUGUUUGAGUGAAGUUAAGGGAAUCAAUGUGCGGGUGACGUUUACUUGUGGUUCAACACAAAAAAGAAGAUUUAGUUCAACUCAUGUUCUGCUUACAGUAACAUGGUUUUUAUGAUCUUUUUAUGUUCUUUUCUCGGUGCUGCCCCGGUGACAUGCAUUCUGUUUACGAUGAGCUUGUUUUAUCGGAACAUCUAAUCGUAAUUAAUCUCUGCAUACAAAAAAGCUUCAUGGGUCCACAUCGCGACAAAAAGGAUAACAAAUAUAUUACAAAGGGAUUUUAAGUGUUUAGUGUUGAAAAUAAAAUAAAAAUAGAAGCUUCUGGUUCUCUAGACCAAAAUCUGAUGAGGUCCAGAGGUACUAAAGCGAUCAUGUGAUGAGGUUGUGCAGAUGUAAAUUAGGGUGCCUGUCCGUUAUUUUCUAUCCAUUACAGUGAAUCCAUUCAGUUCAAAAUCACAUAUUUAUCUAUGUUUAUGUGAGGAAAUGAAUGCUGACAAUGGAGAAAAUGCCUCGGAGCUUUGUGAGUUAUGAAAACCAUGAGGAAGUGUCAGAUGGGGCUUGACAGACAGCCAGCCUGUUCCCUAUUUGUGUUUCCUGUUUGCCUUCUAUAACCUUUCACAUGUCUACAUCAUGUAAAUAAAGAAUUAAUAGAAAAGUG
Molecule: messenger RNA, 3399 nt
Organism: Betta splendens (Siamese fighting fish)
Lineage: Eukaryota; Metazoa; Chordata; Actinopteri; Anabantiformes; Osphronemidae
Product: major facilitator superfamily domain-containing protein 12-like
Exons: 11
Coding region: 608-2053 (481 amino acids)
Biological process (GO): carbohydrate transport
Cellular component (GO): membrane
Molecular function (GO): symporter activity
Source: RefSeq, a predicted model, not a curated record